AAAGGAGUGCUGUCCUCCACGUUUUCGCGCCAUAUUACCUUCGCUACUCUUAUUUCACGUUAUUUUUAUGUGCAUCAUUAUAUUUGUGCUAUGUGAAGCAUCAGCCAGACGAGUCGUGGACGGAACACUGGAGUUGUAGACUUGAGGGUGUGAAAAUGGGUCGUGGGGACAACCUGACAAUACUCUACCCUCCCGGUUGUAGGGAAGUGACGGAAGAUGUGGGUCCAGAUGAGCUUAUCCGGCGGCUUAAGACUCUGGCGCAUACAUUGCAGUCCAUGGGUCAGGAUGAUGGUGCCUAUCAGGAAUAUGUGCCACUGGCAAUGCACAUAGCAGAUGAUUUCUUUCUCUCUUAUCCGAGUCGUGAUGUGCAGCUGCUGAUAGCCUGCUGCAUCGCUGAUGUUUUGAGGGUUUAUGCCCCAGAAGCACCGUACAAGGAUCCUGCACAAGUGAAGACACUUUUCAUGUUCCUGAUAAAACAGCUUGGAGGGUUGAAGGAUCCCAAGGAUCCAGCUUUCAAGCGUUACUUCUACCUCCUUGAGAACCUGGCUUAUGUCAAGUCUUUCAACAUGUGCUUUGAAUUGGAAGAUUGCCAAGAGAUAUUCUGCAAACUCUUCAAAUUAAUGUUCAACAUUGUCAAUGAUGAACACAGCGGGAAGGUGAAGUCAUUCAUGUUGGAUGUUCUCUGUCCACUCAUCAAUGAGAGUGAUGUUGUGUCUAAUGAUCUCCUUGACAUAAUAUUAGCUAAUGUUCUGGAACCAGCCAAAUCUCAGCGAAAAAUGCCUAUCAUCUAGCAAAAGAAUUAGUUGUGAAGUGUUCUGAUACUCUUGAACCAUAUAUUCAAGCAUUCUUCAAUCAUGUCUUAAUAUUGGGGCGUGAAGAAAAGACACUGACCAUAUCUCAGAAGGUGUACGACCUCAUAUAUGAAUUGAAUCACAUCUGUCCUUCAGUCCUAUUAUCUGUGUUACCGCAGUUGGAGUUUAAAUUGAAGAGUUCGGAUGAAGAAGAGCGUUACGGAUCAGUUUCCUUGCUAGCACGAAUGUUUUCUGAGAGUCAACUCUUGCACUUAAUCACAGGCAGCUGUGGACAGCUUUUCUAGGAAGAUUUAAUGAUAUCAGCAUUAAGAUACGUACCAAGUGUGUGCAGUAUUCGAUGCACUUUUUAUUAAAUCAUCCACUGUUACGUAAAGAUAUCACAGAUACAUUGAAACUCAGACAGCAUGACUCUGAAGAGAGUGUUCGAUAUGAAGUUGUGAUGG
Cherax quadricarinatus is the source of this 1255-nucleotide messenger RNA. NCBI's taxonomy places the organism in Eukaryota, Metazoa, Arthropoda, Malacostraca, Decapoda, Parastacidae. The record is from RefSeq and is a predicted model, not a curated record.